GGCCACGACGACCGGUCGCGAAUCGAACGAUGUCGUCUUGAAAAAAAAAUAACAAAAAUAUACUCUCGCGAUUCAUUUUUGACAAAAAUAAUAAUAAUAAUUAUUAUUAUUAUUGUUUUUAUUGUUAUUCUAUCCAUAUACGCGUUUCACAUACAUAAUAUAACCUUUGUUGUAAUAUAUACGAAUCACCAUCAUACACGCGUAUUUUAGACGGGUCGCCGAAAUGGAGAGCAUUUACCCGCGACGGGUGCCCGUCAUGGGCAACCUGACGGGCAACGGAUGGACGGUGGCGAGCCAGGAGAGUGUGCUCUCUCUGAUCGUCGUACUCGGUAGCAGCGUGUCCUUGGUCGGACUCAUAUUCGCGUUCAUCACGUACAGUUUGUUUUCAGAUCUGAGAACAAUGUCCGGCACGGCAUUAAUGUACAUGCUAGCAAAUAUGUUUUUAACGCAGCUUUUUUAUGUAGUUGGUGUCGGAGGAGUUCAGGAAGACAAUCUCUGUUUGUGCUUGGCGUUUGGAAUACACUACCUCCGUCUGGCCAUUAUCAGCUGGCUGUGUGUGAUGACGUACGAUAUGUUGAUAACGUUCCGCAACAAUGUGAAUCUCAACCCUCGACCGGAGCCGGUAAAUGUGCUCAUAUCAAGGUUUGUCAAAUAUAGCCUGUUUGCUUGGGGCGUACCCUCGUUGUCAGUGAUAUCAGCUAGCGUGAUGAGAGUGACUAUUAACCACCAGACUGUUGACAAUCUCAACCCAUAUAACUGUUGGUUUUUCGAGAAGACCAUCUACAACGUGACGUUCGCCAUGCCGGCGCUUUGCUGUUUCGCAGCCAUCGUCGACUCGCUGGUCCGGAGCUGGCUGACCGCCCGGGCCACGGUCGGGCUGCAGGUGGACAAAAAAACCCGGCUGAAGAUGCACCGGAAGCGCACACUGCAGCUGCACCUGUACGUCAAGAUCGCCACGCUACUGUUCGCAGUGAACGUGUUCGGGUACGUGGCCAGGAACGGGUCACCGGCGUCCGACCCGGUGGCGUGGAUCGCGUACAACGUGGGCCACUCGCUGCAGGGCAUACUGGUCGCGCUGGCCGUCACGUGCAACUGUCAGGUUCUGAAGAUCUACACGCGGUCGUUCGCUCGGCGGCGCCGUCGGCGGCCGCGCAACGGCAGCGCAACGGCGCUGUUCGACAAACGCGACAACGACAUCAGCGACACGACGUACCUGCAGAACCUCACGUGGGACCCCGUCCCUCUGCCCGUCUAGAAUGUCGAAGGGUGGAUAACGAUGCGGACGAAUACGUCAAGACUCAUCCGGCCACGGCCGCGUCCGUCCCCGUCGCCGAGGUCGUGCGUCACACGUUCCGCCGACAGUCGGUGGGUGUGAUGAUGGGGUGGGACUGGUGGGAGGGAGGGAGAGGCCGACGGUGACACGAGUCACGGCGCAUAUUAUUAUAUUAUAUUAUUAUUAUUAUUAUUAUUAUUAUUAUUAUUAUUAUGUAUCAUGAAUACCCACACACGCACCCGCCACUAACCGGCCGUCCAACAGACCUGCACGAUCCCCAGUCGCUUGAUCAAGCUUAUCGUUGCACACGGCUUCGCGUCCAUCGGAAAUUCGGAAUAGAUUUUUGUUCGCGUGUGUGCGUAAUAUCGUCGUCGUAAUAUUAUUAAAAUGUAUAAUAUUAUAGGUACCUACGUGUCAUGAUUAACGAAAAUGACCGUCGAAUCAAUAUUUUAGUAGAUGCGUCAACAUAUUAUAUAGGUCAUAUAUUAUAAUAAAAUACUGACAUACUGUAUAUAUAUAUAUAUCAUCAUAUUAAACAUGCGUUAACGCAUAUUUUUGAUUUAGAGUCCGAAUGUGGGUCGAUGACAAACCUAUUCAAAUUAAAAAAAAAAUAUUUUACCUAUAUAUUUUAUAAUAAUAUGUCGUAUAAGAUUUUUUUGAAACUAUAAGUCUAUAAGUCUAUCACGGCUAAUUUAAGAUAUUAUUAAAAAAUAAUAGAACAUUUAAAUUUUGAUAAUGAAAACGUAGAACAUUCAACAUGUUGCACACCAUCCAUAUGUACGAGUAUUAAAUGUAUACACUUAUGAUAAUAGUUAUACCUAUACGGAAAAAGUAAAAUGAGUUUAAUUAUGGGCCGUUACAAUACUACUGUAUUGAAGUUUAAUGGUCAUAUUUUAUAUAGAUACACAUUAUAUAAUUAACAAAUAAAUAAUAAAAUAAUUAAUUUCAUCCAAAACGUGAAAAAAUUGCAUAAAAUGUAAAAUAAAUCUUGAUAAACAGAUAUGCGUGAUUCAUAACAAUCACCUAAACCUGUAAAGCUAUCAAAUCAUCGAAUAGAUACAGAAAGCGUAUCGAAUUUCGAUAUAAAACGUUAAAGUCAUCGACAUCCGGACCUUAGAUUUAUGUCACAAUCAUAUUACAUAUUAUACCUAAUAUUACCACAAAAUAAAUUAUUUUGUGAUAUUUACCUACUAAUUACAAUGGUAUUAUCGCAAUCAGUGAUGUCAAUAAUUCGACUAAUAUCGACAUUUUUGGCAGCUGAGGUGUACGACAAUGAUCAGUGAUCAUGAUAUAGAUACCUAAACCCUUUUCAGAUCACAUUUAAAAUAUAAUUAAGUUUAAUAAAUUUACUUCAGCAGAAUCAUAACCCGGUUAUGAAAAAACCGUGUUUUCACAAUGACUUAUGUAAAUAUAUAUAUUAUAAUUAUAAUAAUGUAUAAGUACUUUUAUAUAAUAUUAUCCAAUAUAAAUCACUGUAUUAUCAUCGUUUUUAUUUCCAAAAUAUAACUACUAUAUGUACCUACCUACCUAUGCCUACAUUAUUAUAAAUUAAUGUCGUAGAACAUGAUAUCAAUUGUAAUAAAGUUAUUAUCACAUAAUAUGUACUUUUUUUGUUGUUAUAAUAUUUUCUAAUAGUUUAUGAGUACACAAUUCAAUUACGAUUAUCUGAUUUAAUUUUAAUACUAUGAAAUAACGUCAAAGAUAUUCAUGUACAAAAUACUUGAAAGUUAAAAUGGUUUAUGUUUAUAUUGUAUCUAGUAGUAGAAAUUAUAUGAAACACGUUGAAUUGUAUUUUAUUAUAUUAUAUUUAGUACACAAGAGGUGCACAUUGGAGGAUUCCGAAUCUCACGAUUUUACUCCUAUUAUAGUCUAUUCAGUUGGUUCCAAUUACGAAACUUUAAGUAUGACGCAUGUUAUAUUUAUAUGAAUGCUAUACAAAUGGUUUAAUUAUUUUCGAGUUUUGACUUCUAUAUUUUAGAUUUUGAGUUAACAGAAUUAAGUUAUUUGUUAUAAAAGUAAAGUAAAUACAAACCAUUUAAUAAAUCGUAUAAUAUAUAAUUAAAUAUAUUUCAAUAAUUGUAUGAUGUUUUAGAAAACAUUUAACAUUCUAAAAAUUGAAAAUAAUAUUGUGUACAUACUAAAAACUUGUCUACACUCUCUUGUCUCUCUUCAUACAAGUUAUGAAUAGUCUAAAAUAAAUUCCAAUUAGAUCGUAAAAUUAACUGAACCUACCCUUAAAGAUUUUAUAAACGAGUCUACGUGAAUACCAUUCUGUUAAUAUAUUUAUGAUGACAAAUUUCAAUAGACGCGUAGAAGAUCACGGGUCAAGUGAAUGAACCCAAAAAUAGUACGUUGCACAAAUAAAAUAUUUUUUUAUCAAUUACAUUAUCGUAUUAUUUAUAAUGUGUAUUUAACAUUAUUUUUAGUUAUAGGUUAAACUAUUAUUUGUUGUUAAAUAUAAAUUAAAGUAUAAUAUAUCAUAUAUAAUAGUUUUUUUUAAAACAUUUAUUAUUUACCUACAUAUAUAUAAUAACAUACCUAUUUUAUUGUAUGAUAUUAAAUGGCACUGUAAUAUUUAUUAUAUAAUACGUAGAUAUAUCGUUAUUAUACAACAAUAAUUAAUGUAAAAUUUUGUGAUUAUAUUAUAAUUAUAAAACAUUACUUGGGUUUUUAAAAAUGAUUUACUAUAGUGCUGUAUUUUAACUAUUAAAACAAUAUUAAUAAUGUAUAUAUCUACAAUAAUUCUUAAAUUAUAUUAUUUAGCACUUA
Molecule: messenger RNA, 4042 nt
Organism: Rhopalosiphum padi (bird cherry-oat aphid)
Lineage: Eukaryota; Metazoa; Arthropoda; Insecta; Hemiptera; Aphididae
Product: adhesion G protein-coupled receptor E3-like
Exons: 4
Coding region: 224-1255 (343 amino acids)
Biological process (GO): G protein-coupled receptor signaling pathway; cell surface receptor signaling pathway
Cellular component (GO): membrane
Molecular function (GO): G protein-coupled receptor activity
Source: RefSeq, a predicted model, not a curated record